This is a messenger RNA of Prunus persica (peach), 612 nucleotides long. RefSeq lists its product as uncharacterized. NCBI's taxonomy places the organism in Eukaryota, Viridiplantae, Streptophyta, Magnoliopsida, Rosales, Rosaceae. The transcript has 2 exons. Bases 1 to 612 code for a protein of 203 amino acids. The record is from RefSeq and is a predicted model, not a curated record.
AUGCACUUUAGAAACACAAUCAAGCUCUCAUUAGAAGGAAACAUAAUCAAAUUCUUAAGAGUAAGGGAUCCAUAUGGGAUUUGGGUUGAGGGUGAUGAUCUCCCUCAGAUUUUUAUUAAGCCGUUCAAACUUAGAUUCAAGGUUGAUCAGGCCCCAAAUCAUCACUUGGUGACUGAUUUUCUCCAAAUAGUUGAGCUUUGUGUUACUAGCCAAGACAACGUUAACCAUUUGGCUCAUGUUUCAGAUUUUGAACUGGAUUAUGCCAUUAAAUGUAUUGGUCCUCUUAAAGCCCCUGGGUCGGAUAGGUUGCAAGCUGAUGUAAAUCACACCAACAUAGCUCUCAUUCCUAAAGUUAAUUCUCCUAAGACUGUUAAUCAUUAUAGACCCAUUUGUUUGUGUAAUGUUUCGUAUAAGAUCAUCUCUAAAAUCCUUGUUAAUCAACUAAGACCUAUUCUUUCGAAGUGUAUUUCCAAAAACCGGGGAGCUUUUGCCCUUGGAAGAUCAAUUUUCGAUAACAUUCUCAUUGCUCAUGAAUUAUUCCAUGAUUUCAAACGUAAUAAAGGUACUCGGGGAGCUAUGGCUAUUAAACUUGACCUUGAGGAAGGCCUAUGA